Molecule: messenger RNA, 1153 nt
Organism: Myotis lucifugus (little brown bat)
Lineage: Eukaryota; Metazoa; Chordata; Mammalia; Chiroptera; Vespertilionidae
Gene: TRIM54
Product: tripartite motif containing 54
Source: RefSeq, a predicted model, not a curated record
GAGUGAGGGACACAGUGCUGCCUGUAGCGUGAACAGGAGUCGUUUGGGGAAGAAAAGGAGAAAUUUCCAGGGGCAACUGCUCAGGGAGUGAGGGCUGGAGAAAGCUGCCUGUUGCGUGGCUGCGGCACAGAGCAAAGAGGAGAGAGAGGAGACGGGUCUGAAAACAGCUAAGGACGCGGCAUAUUGUCAGAGGAAGGGACAGGGGCGAGAGCAGAGCUAGUUCCAGAGGGAGCCUCGGAGGGAGCAGAAGGAUCCGCAGACGGAGUGAGGGAGGAGGGGUCCAGAGGCAGCGAGGCAAGGCCAGGUCCGGGCCAAGGCCGAGGGCGGCACCAUCACUGAGGGGAUGAACUUCGCAGUGGGUUUCAAGCCGCUGCUAGGGGAUGCACACAGCAUGGACAACCUGGAGAAGCAGCUCAUCUGCCCCAUCUGCCUGGAGAUGUUCUCCAAGCCGGUGGUGAUCCUGCCCUGCCAGCACAACCUGUGCCGCAAGUGCGCCAACGACGUCUUCCAGGCCUCGAACCCUCUGUGGCAAUCCCGGGGCUCCACCACCGUGUCUUCGGGAGGCCGUUUCCGCUGCCCAUCUUGCAGACAUGAGGUUGUCCUGGACCGACAUGGUGUCUACGGCCUGCAACGAAACCUGCUAGUGGAGAACAUCAUCGACAUUUACAAGCAGGAGUCUUCCCGUGAGCUCAGUGAUGGCAUCGCGAUGCUGGUGGCGGGCAAUGACCGUGUGCAAGCCGUGAUCACACAGAUGGAGGAGGUGUGCCAAACCAUCGAGGACAACAGUCGGAGGCAGAAGCAGCUGCUGAACCAGAGGUUCGAGACCCUGUGCGCGGUGCUGGAGGAGCGGAAGGGCGAGCUGCUGCAGGCGCUGGCCCGCGAGCAGGAGCAGAAGCUGCAGCGUGUCCGGGGCCUCAUCCGCCAGUACGGGGACCACCUGGAGGCCUCCUCCAAGCUCGUGGAGUCCGCCAUCCAGUCCAUGGAGGAGCCACAGAUGGCGCUCUACCUGCAGCAGGCCAAGGAGCUGAUCAAUAAGGUCGGGGCCAUGUCCAAGGUGGAGCUGGCGGGGCGGCCGGAGCCGGGCUACGAGAGCAUGGAGCAGUUCUCCGUGAGCGUGGAGCGUGCCGACAUGCUGAGGACCAUCGACUUCUAG